Pecten maximus is the source of this 1662-nucleotide messenger RNA. RefSeq lists its product as uncharacterized. Gene Ontology annotation, biological process: positive regulation of Rho protein signal transduction; phospholipase C-activating G protein-coupled receptor signaling pathway. Gene Ontology annotation, cellular component: membrane. The coding region runs from base 75 to 1175 and encodes 366 amino acids. NCBI's taxonomy places the organism in Eukaryota, Metazoa, Mollusca, Bivalvia, Pectinida, Pectinidae. The transcript has 2 exons. The record is from RefSeq and is a predicted model, not a curated record. Gene Ontology annotation, molecular function: G protein-coupled receptor activity.
GUUGAACGCGUCAUAGUCAACCUAGUGGGCGUAUAUAGCGUGUCAAAAGCGAGCAGCACACAUAACUUGGGGAGAUGGCUACCUCCACUCUGCCGACAACGUCAGUGAUUGGUUAUAACACCACCGCCAACAGUACCUGGGCAGAGUACCAUGGCAACCGCACUCGUCAGUCGUAUAAGAGGGACCCGAACGAAAUCCAGGAAUUACAGGCGCGGUUCCUUCCGACCAUUCUGGUGUCUGUCCCCGCUAACCUAAUCCUUAUCGUCAUUAUCUUAUGUAACAGAAGCUUGAGAACUCAGACAUUCUUCCUAGGAGUCCUCAGUCUGACUGUGUUCGACUUUUGUUACUCUGCGUUUGUUCUACCAAUAAACAUGGACCAUUUUAUCACCUGGGGAAGAUGGCGUCACGGGGAUAUUGUCUGCUUUAUCUAUAUAGUACUAAUAAACAGCAAGGUAUGGAUGUCUGCUUUGAUGAUCAUCGUGUUGUCUGUUGAACGUCUGUUGACCAAGCUACGAUCGGUUGCCGUGAUCGGAGAGAAAAUGAGGACGAACGUAUCUAGAGUGUUGAUAGCCAUUCCUUGGUGUAUGUUCCUACUGGGUAGUAUGCUUAUCACUUGGAUCAAAUAUGAUGAAAUGUCACGUAACAAAUAUAUUCACGAGACUUACUGUCUGUUCAUGGUGGAACAGACCUUCCAUAUCCCCUACAUGGUCUUAGCGUUCCAUAUUCCACUCAGCCUACUAGUGCUGGUACCCAUAGCAAUGCUUCUAGUGUACAAGUACAAGAAAUCAGACUGGAAUCGUUUAUCUGCGGGAGCUCAGGAACCCGAGGCUGUUAGUCUGUAUAUGUCCACCUUAAGUGUGUGGAUUGCGAGUUUCGUUUAUGUUGCCUUCAGUACACCUAUGGCGGCUGGUUUGACUCAAAUCGUCAUGUGUAUCCGGGGUUGGACCAAAUGCCCAAGUAUGAACCAAUACAAGAAUUCUUAUACCGUCUCUCUCUUGCCAUGCGUAAUAAUGCCUUUCUUGUGGAUCAUUACCGUUGAAAUCCGAGCCGUUUUGUCGUCAAUAAAAGCUCGUGUAAUGAAGAAGGUGACAUCCCCUGAUGGCGAAGGUAAUGGACUGUCCUUCUCCUCGCUUCGGCAUAGAGUGUCAUCAGACGGUACAGAUAUACACCAUUAAAUAUCUCCAUCACACCGAAUCAACUAAAGCAUGGCAUUAUGGGAAGUUGUAUCAAUCAUCAAUAACAUGAAAGAAAAGACAGGGUCAUCCCAUUCGUUUAUCUCCUUUAGAGCAAUUUAGAUUGACGUGGCUCUACGAGUACAAUUGGACAGACCUAAACACACGCGUACGGGAAGUGACACAAAACACGCACGAACAUUUGAUUUCGUAUGUCUUUGUGUAAUAUAAGUAUUAUAUAUAUCGUCAAAUAUUCUUCUGUAUAUCACCUACGGAAUAAAGGGAUGGAUCAAAGCGACGGUUGUAACGAAGAAUGGGGAGUUUGGAACAAUAUCGUAAAGAACAUUGUAGCUAUCAGAGUAAAUUAUAUAUCAUGUUGCGUGUACAAAUUAUAGAUUGUAUGAUAUGAUGGAAUCAUUAUUGGUGUAAAUAUACACUAUUUAUCAACUGUUUGUUGAUUCGAAGAUAAAACUAAGCAUUCAUCUCAGCA